CUUGUUUGCUGUUAUAAGCGGAGAACUUUCAAAACGCGACAUAUGUAGGCACUCGUAAACAAAUGGUUAAGGGGAUUGCUGUCCUUUUUGAAUAUGAAACGCCAAAACUUGUACAGAUUUCCAACAUUAGAAUUGGAGUUACUCAACGCCUACUUCAAUUGGUUAUUCUUAUAUAUGUCGUUUGCUGGGUUAUGAUUUAUGAGAAGGGAUAUCAAGAGAAUGAUAUAGCUAAAAGUGCAGUCACGACUAAAGUAAAAGGUGUCGGCUUUACAAACUUUUCGCAUAUCCCGGGGAUCGGGAUACGGAGUUGGGACGUGGCGGAUUAUAUAGUACCACCUUUGGAAAAUAAUGCACUGUUUGUGAUCACCAACUUGGUUAAAACUGAACGUCAGUCACUUUCCAAGUGCCCAGAGAGUUCAUGGGUCCCCGAGGCAGCUUGUUAUAAAGACUCAGACUGUAAACCCUACUUUAUUACCCAUCUUGGCAAUGGUGCUCAUACAGGCAAAUGUAUCAUUAAACCAGGGAAUGAUAUUGGAUCAUGUGAAAUAUAUUCUUGGUGUCCAUUAGAAAAUGAUACUUUACCGCUUGGUAAAAAAUCAUAUUUAUUCCCAAUGGUUUAUAAUUACACACUACUUAUCAAAAAUGAUAUAAAUUUUGAAAAAUUCGGUAUACAUCGACGAAACAUUCAAAAUUGGGCAUCCAAAAAAUUUCUUCGUACAUGUUUAUACAAUAAAACUGAUCCAGAAAAUCGAUUUUGUCCAAUAUUUCAGUUUGGUACUAUAUUUGAAGAAGCUAAUGUAGACCAAUCAAUAUUUAUUAGUGGGGGUGUAAUCGGGAUUGAUAUCGAUUGGAAAUGUGAUCUUGAUUGGGAUGUUCAAUAUUGUAAUCCAACUUAUUCAUUUCGACGAUUAGAUGAUGCGAAUGCUAAAAUAGCUUCAGGAUUUAAUUUUCGUUAUGCUCAUUUUUACAGUGAAAAUGGAACCAACUAUCGAGAUUUGAUAAAAGCUUAUGGUAUAAGAUUUGUUAUUCAUGUUAGCGGUGAAGCUGGUAAAUUUCAUCUUCUCCCAUUGACAAUGAAUAUUGGUUCAGGUUUAGCUUUACUCGGUUUGGCGCCAACUGUCUGUGACAUAAUCGCAUUAAAUCUUUUAAGAUCAAGAGAUAUUUAUCAACGUGCAAAAUUUGAAACAAUCGCUGAAGAACAAGCUCAUUUAUCUAGUCGUCGUGCUGAUAAAGCACAACGUAAAAAAUAUGGUUUAUCUAAACGGAAUACAGAUACAGUAAAUGAAAAUUCAGAUGAAAAUGAUAAAAUUAUACAAUGGAAAGAUGAUCAAGAAUUUAUAGUAAAUGAUACACAAACUAUACAUUCAUCAACGUAAUCAUUGAAUAAUUGUAAAUUCAAAUGGAAAUGGUACGUUUUUUUUUGUUGUUGUUGUCUUUUCUCUCUAAAAUGGUUUCACUCAUCUUACAUGAAACUGUUGAAACAUUAAAAGACAAUGUAUUCGAAGCUAUGAAGUAUAUAUACAUAUAUAUAAGAUAGGAUCAUUUCCUUCAAUCUUCAUUCAUAUCUUUUUAAUUGUUAUUCACUCGUACAUAUUUGACGUUAGUUCAAAUUAUAUCUUAACUUCUUUAACUAUUGGUAGUUAUGCUUUUGGCUUUUUAAAACUUCCAAUGUGAUACAUGACAAUCGUUUACAUUUUUAAUAUCUACAUUCAUAUUUGUUUACAAACUAUUACUAACAUAAAGCAAAAGGAUUAACAUACAUGAAAAGUUAUAUCAUACUUCUAGAUCUGUUGUAAAUUCUUACAAAUUUUCAUUAAUUAUUGUCAUUUGUCUGCUUUGAAUGUGUUCCCUUUUGUUUUGUCUUGUUCUUUUGUUUUUCUUUUCUGUUUUGUAUUCAACAAUUUCUAUUCGGUUAUCUGUUUUCAUUUAUAAUAAAUUAAUAUAUUUCAUUCCUGUUAGAAAUUAUUUGUUGAAAAUGAACAACAUUGCAUUUCCCUCAGCAACCACCAUCCACCCCCACACACCCCCCAAAAAAACACAACGAAAACCAAAAUGGAUCCAUUUCAUCAGAAUGUGAAAAUAUUCAAAUAUCAAUUGGUUACUAUCAUCUUAAGAAAUGAUGUCCAUUUAGCGAGCGGAAAAAUGGAUUUUGAAAACAACCAGUAUUUUCACAUUUAUAUAUUUGAAUUUAAAGUUAAUGAGAAACUUUUUUUCUUCAAUGAUAAACCAAUAAAUUGGAACUAUUCAUUUGGAAUUUUUACCAUGUUCACUUUGAUGUAACUUUAUUCUGUAUGUUUGGUGAAAGAAUAUAAUUUGUGUUUUUUUCUCUCUCUCUCUUAAUUCCUUAGUCUUUUUUUAUUAUAAAAUUAUGUUACAAACAUUAUCUAUGAUAAUCUUAAUGUAUUAUGCAUUUGUCAAAAGUACACAUCUGUGAAUUAUUAUAAGUAUAUAUACAUAGUCUAAAUCAUGAAAUAAUCUUAGCUAGAACACUACUGAAAACUUGAAAACUUUGGACGGACGUUUCAUCCUCGUAUGAGACUCUUAAAAAGUGAACAUCCAGGAAUCUACCAAGGGGAAUCGAACCUAGAACUUUCGGUCUGUCAUGCAAAUGUUUGACCUUUGGACCACUAAUCUGAUAUCUGAUGUUGUGAGUGUCCAGCUUAAAUCAACUCAUGAUAUUGCACAACCUUCAUCUAUCGUUUACAGUAAAUAACAAUAUCACACCUGAUAUGGUUGAACUCUAUUGGUCACAGCUUCGUACUAGAUUUCCUGGAGUUGCAUCUUGAAACUAGUGAGCACAUGAUUAUUUUGAGUAUUUAUGUAUAUGUUACGUGUUUUCUAUAUAUAAUUCCUAUUCGAAAAAGAA
Messenger RNA from Schistosoma guineensis, 2866 nucleotides. The record is from the annotation of a GenBank genome assembly. Lineage: Eukaryota; Metazoa; Platyhelminthes; Trematoda; Strigeidida; Schistosomatidae.